Effrenium voratum is the source of this 1738-nucleotide messenger RNA. Lineage: Eukaryota; Dinophyceae; Suessiales; Symbiodiniaceae. The record is from the annotation of a GenBank genome assembly.
UUGGCUCAUCGCAGUGCUUGGCACGGCUCGUUUACCAUGGCGACUGCGCCGCUUCUGCCGAAGACGGGCAAAGUUGGACACUCCAAGGCCUCGAUCUUUUACGGGGCCGACGAGUACCUGGAGGAGCUGAAGAAGAAGUACGCCCGGGACCACGAAAUCGCUGCGUUGAAGAACUUGCUGCCCGGCGAGCGCGACCACUACGCCGCGGGAGUGGCUCGUAGCCAUGACAAGAUGCUCAAGGUUGAGAAGAACAAUGAGAACCGGAGUUUGAAGACCAACCGGCUCUUCCCCACGGCCAACAAACCGGAUCCGAUGCCCCAGAAUUUGGCGUUCUUGUUUACCAGGAUUACGCCUGAACAGAUGAUGUACAUGUGGAAUGUGCUGACAGCCAUCUUCGUGUUCCAAGUCUUGCUCGUGGUUCUGUACUGUGGCCUGCUUGCACUCUUCCCCGGGCACUGGUGGACCUGUACCCUGAUCUUCGGCAUUCCCUUCGCGUACACUGCGAUACAGCAGAUCUAUAUCGACCACGACGUCAUGCACGGCGCGACGUUCCCGGUCUACGAGUUCCAGAAGUUUCUGACGCACCCGUUCGCAGAUUUCUUCUCCCUGCCCUGGGAAGAGUUCGUGUUGGAGCACAACCGCCACCAUGCCAGCACGGUGGACCUGCUGAUCCAGGGAGAGUUCGGCUGGGACCCCGAGGAGUUCCAGUACGCGCUCCAGCAGUGGGCAGGACCCAUGGGGCCCAACUGGUACAAGUACCUCCUUACAGUGCCCUGGAUCCCCAUCGUCCACUUCUUUGGGCUCAACGACACCGGGGCCUUGUUCGCCUUGGAGUGGUGGAUGCACUUCCCGGACGAAGCCAUUGGGGGCAAGUGCAACAAGGAGUUCUGGAGCAAAUGGGCCCCGCGGCGGGUGAAGCACAACCUCUUCGUGCUGGGCCUUUGGGCCUGCGUCUGGUUCCUGGGCUCUUGGCCUCUGGGCAGGGAUCUGAGCCAGGGCUGGCGGUUCGUGUUCACGGUGUCCUUCUUCGCGCGUGUGGGCUUCUCGGCAGCUUGGAUGUUCAUCACCAACUUUACCCACUCCCUGCCCUGGAACGAGUUCCUGGCACAGGACCCGGCCCGCACCUGGCCAGUGCUGCACGGGGUGAUGGCGCUGGUCCUGGGGGGGAAGCAUCGCUGGAACGAGAUGCUCUUCCACGACGUGCAUCACGCUUUCCCCAACGCGGUGGGCACGCUGAGCCAGCGCGGCCGCUUCCACGGCUGGCAGAAGGUGCACGACGCCGCGGCGGAGGUCUUGGCGCGCGGGCUUUGGAUGCCCAACGGCGACGAGGAGACGCAGAUGCAGAAGAUGGCAAGGAAGCGGUCCCUGAUCAUGAAGCAGGGCAAGUAGACGGAGGUUACGAACCUCCAGCUUUCAAUGGCUAGUACAGGCCGCAGGGCGGUCAAACCAAGUUUCAACUACAGCACCUCAAGAGAGGCCCAGCGCGAUGCAUGCGAUGCAUGCGUGCGACAUGUGUACAGUUCCCCGGCGCAGACAGAUGUGCUCGGGGAUCUCCCGGGUUUUAACGUCCCCCCGGUUUUAUUUCGUCCGAAGGGCCAUGCGCUUGCCCGCGCGUGUUUUACAGGGCUCUCUUCGGGUUUGGGGGCGGCCCAGGUUUGAAACCGGUUUUGGCGGUUUUCAGGGAGCCUUGGGCAGGGUUCCAAAGAGAUUCCCAAUGAGCUGGGGAUUUGGUUUGCGU